AUGUCUUCUUCCGGCGACGCGACAGUUCCAGCUACGCGCAGACUGCGCAAGUCUAUUGGCGGCCAAAUAUCGUCAGCCAAGGCUACAGAGAAAGAGAACGUGACACUUGAUCUUGGAAGCAGUUCUCUUGCUGCCAACCGGAAGAAGUCGCGAAGCAAGAGCAUUGGGCCUGGUGGCCUGGACGUUCUGAAGAACGCCAACGGUAAUCGAAGAGCCAAUGACACGCCACCGAGCGCGCACGUUAGUCAGCAAGAUGCAUCCUCCGGCGCCAAAGUUGCGCUGCGAACAGAGGAAGAGCAACAGGCAAAGGCGCGACAGCGCGAAGAACGGGACCGAAGGGAAGCGCGCCGAAAGUCAUUGGCGAAUCGUAGAGUAUCCUUUGCAGCCGAAGCAACACUACACACAUUUCACGAAAUCGACUUCAUGCAAGAGGCAUCCAGGGAUUCAUCCCGGCGCGCAUCCUCAAAACCUAGCACCAACGACAAAGCUUCGAGCCGAACCAGAACGCCACAAGAGCAGGUUGACGGUUUGGUGCCAGAAUCACCAGAAGACCAAAGGGACGCCCAUCAGAGAAAACGAAGAAGAAGCUCUGCCCUCCCAGCCGCGAACUAUGGCGACAACGAUGAUCCUACGAUGGCAUCGUCAAUAUACAGCUCCGACUCGGAGCCUGCCGAUGCUGUGGAAGAAAUUCAAGAUGACGAACAAGAGGAGGACUCCAACUCUGAUGAUGACUCCGACGUGGACGACGGCACGAUGAUGACGGUCGAGGAUCACGAGGUCACUGGCGCAUCGGUCAUGUCUGCCAUGUCUGGUCGCUCAGGAUCGUCGACUGGCGACAGUGACACACUGGAAGAAGCACUUCGUAUGGCAGCGCGCACGGCCGGCACCCAGAAACUGGGCCUCGACGACUCUGAGGGCGAAGAAGAAGUCAUCCCAUCAUUUGGUUGGAUCAAGAAGAACUCCGACAAGAGUGAUGCUCCUCAAGAUGGAAAGCAUGCAGGCCACGAACCGCCAUCGCCCCCGGCUGACGAUGUUGACGAAGACGAUGGCGCUAUGGAGAUGGACAUGGAAAUGACCCAAGCUGUGGGCGGCAUUCUUCCCUCACCAGAUGACGAACAAGACGACGGAGAGCUCGACAUGUCCAUGGAUGUAACUCGCGCCAUUGGUGGCAUUUUAUCGCAACCUAGGGACAAAAUUGCCAAUCCACACGAGCAUGGGGAAGAAGGCGAGGAAACAAUGCAAAUGGACGAGACCAUGGAAGUUACCAAAGCUCUCGGAGGUAUUCUGAGGAGUGUGCCAGAUCUCGAACCAGACGAGAAUGAAGACAUGUCAAUGGAAAUCACAACAGCCAUCGGCGGCCUCAUUCCGGCACGCAACACCAACCAAGCCACUGCCACUCGGCGCAGAACCAUGACUUCGGCCAACAGCAAGAACCUGGAUGACGACACCAUGGACAUGGAUAUGACCGUUGGUGUUGGUCGGAUCUUGCCAUCUGUGACUGGGGCCCAAGGCCAGGACGACGGAAAUGCUACAGUCGGCAUGGAUAUGACCAUUGGUGUUGGGCGUAUCUUGCCAGCUGCCAGCAACGACGAAGACAACGUGGAACAAGACCAAACUAUGGGCAUGGACAUGACUGUCGCCAUGGGCAGUAUUCUCAAGGGUCCUCAUGUGCCAGAGUCCCGCAGUGAUGCUAAGAGGUUCAUGGAAGAGGAGGUCGACAAGCCAGAUUCACCUUCAAAAGCCGGAUCAAUAGGUGUUCCCCCAAAAUCGCCAGCACAACGGCUUGCCGCUUCAACCAAGCCAACAAUAAUGUCAGCUCCAGGAACUCCUGAGACAAAUUCUUUCGGUGGUAGCGCUCUGCGACGCAGCUUGCCGCGUCCAGGGACAGCAACGCCGCAAUCCUCUCCUUUGAGAACCACUCCAAGUCCGCAGAAGUCGACCGCGCAGUCGCGAGCGAGAGCGAGGUCAAAAUCGGCGUCGCCGACAAAAGCCACGCCGUCUCCAUUUAAGCCAGUCUCAUCACCUACGAGGACUCCGCAAUCGCGAACGAAGCAGCUUGGCCGCUCUAGGCUACCAGACAGCAAGCCGGCGACCCCUUCGCCUGUGAAAUCGGCCAAAAAGAACCUAGACGUUUUCCAGCAAGACCCUAGCACGGGAGCUAGGACGCCGUUGGUUGUUCUGACGCCACAGACGCGCCGUCUGUCCGGCGUGGGUGCCGACAGAGCUGGCUUGGGAUCACCCAAGGUGGCUGCCAUUUUCGAUCGUCGGGAGUCGUUGAGUGAUGCUACUCAGGCAUUUGUGCCUGGCCAGAACCGUGGUGUUUCCUUCGCAAAUCCCCGCAUCAUGGAAUUCGAAGUCGACAACGACCGCGAGGAGGAAGAGGAGAAGGAGAACCAACGUAAGAUACUUGAGCGCGAGGUUGACGGUCAAGACGACAGGGAGGCUACGCUCAACCUGAAAGAAAUGAUUCAAAGCAUGAGCCCAAUGAGGAAGCCCUUGAAGGGCCGUAAGAGUCUUCAUGUCGGCAGCGCAAAAGGUCUUCUCGGCAAGCGACCAUUUGAGUUAUCAGAUGACGAAGAGGCUGAAGCAGAUGAUGGUGUCAAAAGACUUAAGAAUCACCAGGGGAGCCCGGUCAAGAACGUUAGGCUUCAACAGCCCCCCAGCAAAGCCGAGACAACUGGCCGACGAUCGCUACGAUCGUCUCAGAAGAGCCUUGAAGAUUCAACACAGGAACAUCAAACACCCACCCUGACGGCGCUGUCCUCGAGGGAUGAUGGCAAUGCCACGACCCCGAGAGGACAGACCCGGUUCAAAGACAUCGAAGAUGACACGGCGACCCAUCCGAUGGACUUUGAACGAUCGCCCGUCAAAGAUGAGUCGUCUUUGCAGACUGACCAGGGCGAAGAUCGCAUCCACCUCCAGGAAUUUCUCAACAUGACAUCGAUUCGAUUCAUGGAAUUGACGACAACGAAGCGGCGCCAUACCCAGGCGCCCGAGGCCUUCAAGGAUGGGCUGAUUGACGACGAGGGCAACUUUCCUCUGGAGCGAUGCGUCGUCGCCGGUGCCUGCACAGUUCCGAUGCUGGAGCUUUACCAGCAUUCCUGCCGUGAACUCAAGAAAUACAUUUCCGAAGGACGGAGGAUUGUUCGCGAGAUUGAAACAGAGACUUUUGAAGACAACCCGCCACUGUUCCGAGAGUACAUGUCUGCGACACCAGAGAUCAAGAAUGUGCUUGACAACCAGUUCAAGAAUGGCAAGUCGCAUGCCCGACUUGAGAGCAAGGCGAUGUGGUAUGCCUGGCGUACGGCGCUCCAGGAGGGUCUCAAGGAGGGCCUCAUCAGAAUAGCAGAAGGCAUGGAUGCCGACGACAAGGUCCUUGAGCAGCAACAGACGCUCCUGUCUUCCAUUCUUCCAAUCCUCAUCUCUCGAUUUGAGGCGCUCAACGAAGAGCGAAUAAACCUCGAAGCUGUGGCACAGGAACUGGCCGACUGCGACCCAUCCGAGCUCGAGGCUGUUCGAUCCGAGCUCGCGGAUGUCGAUAGUGACAUGGAGAAGAAGACUAAGCAGAUUGUGCAACUCCGAGCACAGCUUGAGGAAUCAGAAGCAACUGUUGAGCAGCUCACUGCCCGCAAGCGGGCAUGGCAAGAGGAGAUUGAGGAGGCCGAGAAGAUCCGCGAGGAAUGUCGCGGCUGGUCGACCAGUGAGAUCUCUACACUCAAGGCUCGCGUUGAUGCCAUUGAAAAGCAGCACGGCUGGGCCAUCUCCGGCAUUGCCGACUCGACUGUCUCCAUGACGUACCGACGAAGCAUCGAACUUGUCUUUAACAUAUCUGCCUUCGGCAGCACCCAAGGCAAGAACUCGCAAAUCGAUCUUUGGUACAUCGCGACCAACGGCGACGGUAGCCCGCGAACCUCUUCGGUGGAACAGGAAUUCUUCGUGCAGUGCAUCCGCGACCAUGUGCGGGGUCUCCCGCAGAGCCGCACUAAGAUUGUCGACUUGCUUCAUGUGAUCCGUGCGGCAUGGGACAGAGCCGUCUCCACCUGCGACGACAUCCGCCGCGUCAACAUGACUUUUCCCACGUCCGUCACGCGCACCUCUGAUUCUUCUAUCUCCGUGUGCUCAUCGCUUCUGUUGACGGCCAUUGAGACGAGAGUCGAGAUUGUGCUUGGUCUGCGCGGUGUGAGCACCUCUGAUGGACUCGACUUUGUCAUCCAGCCUGACGCAAGAGUCGUAUAUGGAGAGACAUUCAAUACAGGCAAGAUGGGAGAAUUCCUUACCACGCACCUGGGUGAAAAGGUUGUUGACAGGCUGGCCGACUCCCCUUCGUGGAACGAUGUGGUCGUUGAUCUUCAUGAGCGGUUGAUUGCCAGGGGCAGGAAGUAG
This is a messenger RNA of Verticillium alfalfae VaMs.102, 4383 nucleotides long. RefSeq lists its product as hypothetical. The transcript is spliced from 3 exons. The coding region runs from base 1 to 4383 and encodes 1460 amino acids. The record is from RefSeq and is a predicted model, not a curated record. Gene Ontology annotation, biological process: mitotic spindle assembly checkpoint signaling; protein localization to kinetochore; mitotic sister chromatid biorientation. NCBI's taxonomy places the organism in Eukaryota, Fungi, Ascomycota, Sordariomycetes, Glomerellales, Plectosphaerellaceae.